AUGUCAGCUACGUCCGGUAUCGGUGUUUCGCAAGAGUUAUCCUCGCGGUUCUCUUCUGCUAUAGACUCUAAAUCUGUCAGAUUUCUCAAGAUAUCUAUACUGAAUGAAUCACUUGUACUCGACCAAAGCAUUCCGAUUGAAGGCACAUUCACAGAAGAUCUUGCAAAACUUCAGGACUUGCUAUUGGAAAAUGCGCCUGCGUACGUCCUGGCUAAAUUGGACGAUCCAUCAACAGAAUGGCUGGCAAUCUACUACGUGCCGGAUUUUGCAAAAGUUAGGGACAAGAUGCUUUACGCCGCUACUCGAGCUUCACUCUUGAAACACCUCGGAUCUACCGUGUUCACAGACUCACUGUUUGCUACAUCCAAAUCAGACCUCACUCCAGAAGCAUAUCUCGCUCAUCUGAAGCACAUCGCCGCGCCAAAGCCUCUCUCAAGUCGUGAGCAAGAAAUGGAGGACAUCCGGCUCGCAGAACGUAGUAAUGCGCCUUCGUAUGAAGGAAGCAGGGCGAGAACAUCCAUUGUUGGUACUGGCGUCGGCCUCAACUGGACGGCUGAUGUUGAAAGUGCAGUCAAAGAAAUGGGAAAUAGUGAUGAAUCUGGACUCGUUGUUAUCACGAUCGAUACAGCUUCAGAGACACUUGUCCUGUCUUCUGUUGCUCCGAUGAAAAUAGACACCCUAAAAUCAAGUCUUCCAUCCUCUGAACCGUGCUACGCAUUUUUUGCAUGGCCUCACGACUAUACCGAUCCUCCUAGACGCGAAGUCGUCUUCAUAUAUUCAUGUCCGUCCUCGUCUCCCGUGAAGCACCGGAUGCUCUAUUCCUCCGGAUCCACUAGCGUUUUCCAAGCAGCUAAAACGUUCCUUGCAUCAUCGAACUCACAUUUUAAUGCACGUAAGGUUGAAACAUCUGACCCUACGGAGUUGGAUGAAGCAUUUUUAAAAAGUGAAUUGGGCUUCGAUAAUGUUACAGCUGGUGGUGGUGAUAGUGCUACAAUCAAAACCCCGCUGGGAGGCGAUACGUCGAAGUCAUUUGCUAAACCGAGAGGACCUGCGAGGAAAAUACGGUAA
Messenger RNA from Lentinula edodes (shiitake mushroom), 1068 nucleotides. Its product is annotated as actin depolymerizing protein. NCBI's taxonomy places the organism in Eukaryota, Fungi, Basidiomycota, Agaricomycetes, Agaricales, Omphalotaceae. The record is from RefSeq and is a predicted model, not a curated record. Gene Ontology annotation, cellular component: cytoplasm; actin filament. The transcript has 5 exons. The coding region runs from base 1 to 1068 and encodes 355 amino acids. Gene Ontology annotation, biological process: barbed-end actin filament capping; actin filament depolymerization. Gene Ontology annotation, molecular function: actin monomer binding; actin filament binding.